Messenger RNA from Homarus americanus (American lobster), 4311 nucleotides. RefSeq names its product F-box only protein 9-like. The transcript is spliced from 10 exons. The record is from RefSeq and is a predicted model, not a curated record. The coding region runs from base 134 to 1618 and encodes 494 amino acids. Gene Ontology annotation, cellular component: SCF ubiquitin ligase complex. Gene Ontology annotation, molecular function: protein binding. Gene Ontology annotation, biological process: SCF-dependent proteasomal ubiquitin-dependent protein catabolic process. NCBI's taxonomy places the organism in Eukaryota, Metazoa, Arthropoda, Malacostraca, Decapoda, Nephropidae.
UUAACAUCAACACACUGAUCCUGGAGCGCUGUGAACAUGGCAGCCGUUGUAAGGUCGAGAAUAUAUUUCUCUUGUGUUGUACGUUUCUCUGACCGUGAAUCUAUUGCUUGAACUAAUCAGCAAGCAGAUAGAUAUGGCUGACACCAGAAAUUCUGCAGGAGCUGAUGAUGACAUUGCUCUUGGUGACAUAACUGACCACAGUGUAUCUGGUCCUGAGGGCAAUCAGGAUCCAGAAUCUGUGCUUGCCACAUUCCGUGAGGAGUGGCAGCGGGAGUUGGUGGGAACUCCCAAUCAGAAAGGUCUCUAUCAUGCACCUGCAAGAUCUCCCUCAAGAGGGACAUCCAAGGGAGUCUUUCAGGGAUCCCAGGGGCCUUCAGGUCCAGCCAGAGGAAGCCCAAGAGUUGUGCAGAGGACUCAGACUCCAGGGACUGAUGGAGGCAGCAGUGGUGGGACUGUUAGUAGUGGUGAAAGUGUUGGGGGCAGUGGUACCGGUAGCACUGGAAGAGUGGAAGAAGAAAUAAGACCUGACAUUGAACUAAAGGCAACUGAACUGUUCAAUAAAGCAGUGGAAUUGGAGCAAAGUGGGCAGCUGUAUGAAGCCAUUCAGUUCUACAGACGAGCCAUGACCCUUGUUCCUGACAUUGAAUUUAGGGUUCAUCGUCGAAAUGUUCUGGAGAGGAAUGAAGGGUACCGUGGGACAGCUGUUGAAAGUGAAGAUUCAGCAACUGAGGAUGACCUUGAUGAAGAGGAGCUGCAGGACCUGGUCAUGCGAUUCCAAAUGCUCAUGGCUCCCACUCAGGCAAUGUGUGUGCCACAGUUUGACCAGGAGGCUCCACACAUAUCAUGUUUGCCACCCGAGAUGCUGGAGCGUAUCAUGUGCUGGGUAGUUGGCAGUGACCUGGAUAUGCGCUCAUUGGAACAGGUCUCUAGAGUGUGCCAAGGCUUUUACCUGGUGGCAAGGAACCCGGAGAUAUGGCACAAAGCCUGUCUCAGGAUUUGGGGGAUCAACUGUGGAGUGUUGGGUGCAUUUGGGUCGUGGCGAGAGAUGUUCAUCCACCGACCUCACCCACGCUACAAUGGCUGUUAUAUUUCUCGCACAACGUACUUCCGUGCCGGAGAGAGUAGCUUCCAAGACCAAAACUACCAGCCGUGGCACUUGGUCCAGUAUUACCGAUAUGUGAGAUUCUUCUCAGAUGGCGUGGUCACCAUGUUGACUACUGCUGAUGAGCCAUCAGCUGUUGUGUCGCAUCUGCGAACUAGAGAAGUGAGAAAUCCACAGGUACUGCGAGGACAUUACCGCAUACAUGGGUCAAAUGUUUCGCUGAUUUUCAAGCGACGGUCUCGGGAGAUGAUGAGUAAUAGGAGGAAGGGGCGCAGGCGUAUAGGUGGAACCACUGAUGUCGCUGAAACCAUCUUUCAGAUUGAGUUUGAGAUCCGACCAGUAAGAGAGAGGCCUCACUGGAUGCUAGUGUGGAGGAAUUACACCAUUAUUUCUGUUCAUUUUGAUGACAAACAGAAUGUAUCACAUAUUGACGUCAGUGAUACCAACAAGUUUCCAUUUUUGGCUUUUUCACGUGUUAAGAGCUUUACAUUGCACAGUGAUAUGCCUCUCAUUUAAUUCCCUGUGGUAGGUAUUUGGCCAGGAUUAUGUGUUAAAUUGUGCAGUCUCAUAUCCUCGAACUGAUCCUUAACCCCAUGCUUAUUACAGCUCCUGAUGACUGUGUUAACGUGUAUUGUUAAUGCCGUACAUUGAUAUAACAGCUUGUCUGUGUGGUAAGGAAGGGGUUAAGCCAUUAAUACUUUUAGAUGGAAUUUUAUUGUAACUUGUGGUUAUUUGUAAUUAAAUUUAAUGACUCCGUAACAAAUCUAAUGUCACUUCCUUGGAUGGGAUUGAUCUUAUUGGAUGAAUAGAUGGAUUAGUCUAUUACUCUGAUCAGUAUUUUAAUUAUUAAGUGGAAGAUCUUGUAAUGUUUGUCAUUAAUGUUUACCGUUAUGCAUAUUAGAUCUUGCAUAGUGUGCUCUACAUUCUAAAUUAGUUUGUACACGAGUAACCAAAUGAGUGAUUGGUAGGUCCCACAUGAUAAUUUUGGGAUAUGUUCUUUGUCUUAAAAGAAACUCAUGCACAUUUUCCCCUGGAGAAAAUGUAUUUGCUUAAGGUAAGCCUUGUAUGUCUGAAAGUUCAAAUUUUAUGUGGAAAAGCCCUGAUAUUUUUCACAGAAGAGCAUAAGAGUGUUUCCAUAUUGCUUAUGUAUCCUCUUUUAUUAAUAUUGAUUUUUUGUUAAAUUACCUAUACUGUCAUUACAAUUGAAACAGUAAACAAUUCUAUUAUGUUGAUCACUUCAGAUUCGACAUUGUAGCUUUUCAUCAUAAUUUUCUACUUUAGAAAUUUCAGACAAACCAGAAUUAAUGAGUUGACAAAUAAAUAUCUAUUUGACUUAGGGUUUGUAUGCAAGUGGAAAAGAACUGCCUACUUGAUACACCAUUCCAGGAAAAAAAUCCUUGGAAACAGUCUUAGUACAAGACCAGUAGUGAUUUCAUGUGAUCAUGUUAGUUUAAAAAGUUCAUUGUUUAAGUAUAAAUAGAUUAGCACUUAUCUAGUACUGUUGUAUAUUGAUUGUAGAAAGGAAACAUACCUUAUUAAGUUUUAAGUUGCUAAAGGGAAAAUGAAACUUUCAUUGAUCACCUCUGCAUUUGCAGACAGUAAACUAACCUGAUGUUAUUUUAACAGUGUAGGAAUAAAGGGACAAGAGAGAUGAAAGCAGAUAUGUAGUGUUAAGGUGACCUGGAGGUUCCUGUAUUGUGACCACCUUCCCUGGAGGAGUGAGCCAUCAUAGAUAAGAUAGAUACAGGUGUUCUGUAUUUAUCCUUAACUUUCAUAGUUUAUUGAUUGUGUUACAUAUAGAGGUGAACAAGAGAUCAUUUCCUUUCCUUCAGUACAAAUACUGUAUUUAUUCUACAGUGGCUGUCAUAAGUACAGUUCACUGUAAUUGCAUAUUAACGACAACAAAGAUUUUCUACUUCACAUAAGUGAACUUCUGUACCAGAUCACAAAAGAAUGAACAGAGCUGUUUCCUUUAAAAUUUUGAAAUACAGCACUUAUUGGUGUUUGUAUUGUGAGCAAAAACUUUGUUGGCCUGCUUUGGGGGUAACUACCACUGAGCAAUAGUACAUGUUCCUGGUAAGAUCAACCUAUUUGUAUCAGUCUUAUAUUAUGACUCUUAGUAUUACAGUAUUUGAUCUUGAAGUAUUCAGGUGUGUGUGUGUACCUCUGGUAUUCCAGUUCCAGAUUUUAGGAACUUAUUUUCUUUGUAUUUGGAUAGACUAGAAUGUAAAGUGAAGCUUUAUUCUCACAUUUGAGUUCAAAAUGCUUGGAACUGAUUGUUUAUAUUUGAGUAAACCAAAAUAUAAAAUGAAACUUUUAAGUGUAUAACUUGAGUCGGUGUUUGUCAAGUUCAAGAUUGAAAUAUAUUAGUUUUAUAUAAUAGAGAUAUACAUUAUUGAAUACCUGUUUGUUGUGAAACAUACACAAAUUAUUUAUAAAGAAUCCGAUUAAGGCCGUUAAUUAGACCUUGAUUGUAUAUUUUUUAAAAGAAUGUUACUGUAUCAGAAUUGCCUUGAUCUUAUAUGCCUUAGUAAAGUCAUAUUAUACAAAUAGGAAUCAAUGUUAAUGUUUUGGUGUACAUUGCUGUAAGAUGCAAGUCUGUACCCAUCAUGAUAUGCAAAGUAUAUAUCAGUUACAUUACUGUAAGGUAGUGUACAUCAAAGGUAUUCAGUCAUGCUAUUUGCUCAGUUCAAGUUGGUUGCACCAUUAAAUUCAUAAUGUUGCAACUUUUGUCAAAUAGUAUCUUAGAUUUUAUCCAUCCAUGUUGCUUUUCUCUUUAUCCUUAUUUUCUUGUUUUGUUUCUUUAUUUCAAGUAAUAGGGCAGAUGGUUUUACAAGGAAUUCUGUAUAAGUAUUUAUAGGUAAGCCACAAUCCUAUUUUGGAGCUGAUUUUGGAGUAUGUGAACGAGCAAUGAGGAGUGACGUGUUACAACUGACCUCGGUAUGUCUCCAAGGAAAAUGCUUCUUGGAUCCUAUAUACUGUACAGGUAUGUUUGGGUAUUAGGGUGCUGUAAUGAUUUGUUUUUUAUACACCUACAGAGCAGAAGAUAUUAUAAUGUAUCAUUGUCAGCCUGUAAAACUCUGGUAUAGUUUCGUGUUUAUUUUUUAUUUUUAUUUUAUUUUUUAUUUUAUUUAUUACAGUACAGCUCCUCCCCGACUUACGACGGGGUUAGGGACCCAAAUCCAGGUCGUAAGUCGAAAAUGCUUAAA